GCGGCGGCGGCGUGUGGCGGCUGCGCAGUCGGGCGCUGCCGACAGUUUGGUUGGGAGCUGCGACGGGACGCCACACGUGGAGGCAAUGGCGGCGGCAGACGUGGACUUGGAGCAGGUACGGAAGGCUGUUAUUGCAUUGAAUGAAUUUGUGAAGAAAGGCAAAAAGGACACAAAGCUAUUUCUGAAUGAAGAUGAAACUAUAAUGUUAAAUGUCACUGUGUGGAAGAUUCCAAAACGGGAACAAAUAUUAAAAAUAACUCUGCCUCAUGAAAUUAGAGUGGAGACAAAAGAAGUUUGUCUCUUCACCAAAGAUGAACCAAACAUGAAUACUGAUCAGACUCAGAAAUACUAUAAAAACCUUCUCAACAAGCAUGGCGUUAAGAACAUAACACAGAUCAUUCCAUAUAAGGCAUUGAAGACUGAAUACAAACCAUUUGAAGCAAAGCGUCGCCUGUUGAGCAGAUUUGAUCUGUUCCUCGCUGAUGACCGAAUCAGGCGGCUUUUACCUUCGCACUUGGGGAAGCAUUUUUAUAAGGCUAAAAAAGCACCUCUGUCAGUGAAACUGUCUUCAAAGAAUCUUGCAAAAGAACUGAAUAAAUUAAUCCAGGGUACAAUCCUUCCAAUCAGCAACAAGGGCAGCUGUUAUGCUUCCCAGGUAGCUCACUCUGGGAUGAAACUGGAGGAAGUCGUGGAAAAUGUUACAGCAGUUAUCAGCACUAUUGAAGUCCAGUUACCCCAGCAAUGGAAAAAUGUGAAAAUUCUUCAUCUGAAAACCACAAAUUCUCCUGCACUUCCUAUAUACACAUCUAAUAUGUAUUACCUUAAAGAACUGCAAAAGAAGGAUCCCAAGAAACGCAAACAAAUAAAGAAACAGAAGAAAGCAGCAAAAAUGAAGAACUUGGAAGCUCCAACUGAUGAACAAUCAUCUGAGGUCACCAAUGUUCUUUUUGAGACUGUGGAAAAAAACUCUCAAAACAUAAAGCCUUCUAUUGGCAAGAAGCAUUGUGCAGAAGAAAUACCACAACUGGUCCCUAUUGAUGAGCAAACACCUGCAAAGAAGGCAAAAUUACAAAAAUUACAAGGAGUAGCCCACACCACACCUAAGCCAGUUGAUGAAAACGUGACCCCAGUUGGUAAAAAACCGCAGCAAAUAAAACACAAAAAAAUGCAGAAAACGCCUAACAAGAACCUAGGAAGUCUCAAACCGCAAACUCCAGGUAAAAAAGGGAAAGGCCUUGAAAUAUCAAAACCAGAAGUGAAAGAAAAUGAAUUUUCUUUGGAGAAAAUUGCGCGAAAGAAAACAGCUAAAAAACCUGAGAGAAAGUCGCUCGGGGCCCCGAAGACAAUGAAAACACCCAAACAGAAAAAAAAGCAAAAGAUUCCGCAGUCUGUCUGAGUUUUACCCCUGUAUAUUUGAGUAGUGUAAAUCUUUUAUUCAAAAACUGCUAGUAAAUUCUUUACGACGCAAAGUGGUCGGUUUGAAAUUUUUUUAUAAUAACUGUUCAGGUGUACGUGACGCGUUUUAAUAAUGUAAAUGAGAUCUUUCAUUGAUAACCAAUAACAAUGAUAACAUCACUAUCAUCGGUGUAUCAAUCCUGGUAAUAAAGAAUGUUAACUUUAA
Messenger RNA from Leucoraja erinaceus (little skate), 1621 nucleotides. RefSeq names its product ribosomal L1 domain containing 1 (gene rsl1d1). The transcript has 9 exons. The record is from RefSeq and is a predicted model, not a curated record. Bases 86 to 1396 code for a protein of 436 amino acids. Lineage: Eukaryota; Metazoa; Chordata; Chondrichthyes; Rajiformes; Rajidae.